Molecule: messenger RNA, 753 nt
Organism: Striga asiatica
Lineage: Eukaryota; Viridiplantae; Streptophyta; Magnoliopsida; Lamiales; Orobanchaceae
Source: the annotation of a GenBank genome assembly
AUGGAAGCCCGAAGUCUCCUUAACAACACCAUCUUCUCUAUCAUCUGCAUUUUCCUUUCGCCUUUCGCCGUAAACUCCCAGAGAGAAACUCCGCCAGGUGGCACAAUCCCCAUCGUGAAUCCAACAACGCCAGGUGGCACGAUCCCAAUCGUGAACCCGACGAGCCCGAACCCACCUUUCACCACCGGCCCGCCAGCCACCACCGGCGGCGGCGGCGGCGGCGGUGGUGGUGGGUCGUGGUGCGUGGCCAGCUCCGGUGCCUCUGAGACUGCCCUGCAAGUGGCUCUGGACUAUGCAUGCGGAUAUGGAGGUGCUGACUGUUCGCCCAUUCAGCCCAAUGGGCCUUGUUAUGAGCCCAACACAGUUCGGGAUCAUGCAUCGUAUGCAUUCAAUGAUUACUACCAAAAGAAUCCUGCCCCGACUAGCUGUGUUUUUGGGGGAGCAGCUCAGCUAACAAAUACCGACCCGAGCCAUGGGAACUGUAGAUAUGCAUCAUCAUCAAGUGGGACCCAAAUGUCUCCACCUAGAUCGAUGCCACCACCAGCAAUUCCAAUGACUCCUCCCAGCAUAAAUACGCCGAUCAAUCCUUAUCCACCAGUAGGCAAUGGUUACGGUUCAGAACCGGGCUACAAUUAUGGGUCUGAACCAACAGGCACUCCUAAUUCAGCCGGAAUUAAUUCUCUCGACAUAUUCAAGCUCGUCAUCUUGAACUGCCUUCUACUGUCAGUUUCUAUGGCUAACUACCACUUCUAA